AAAUUUCAAACACGUUGUCUUCGGCGUUCUUUUUCCCUCAAUAAGUCUUCAUUCGUCGGACAGUUUUGUGCCAGCUUUUGCAGACUAUUUUUACGCCGUCGUGAGUUUUCAACAUUCCAAUAUAAUAAUUUAAUAUAAUGGAGAAGUUUCGAGGCAGAGUGUUGCCCGAAUCUGUCACAGUUAAGCUUGAUAACCUAUGCGCAUUAGGUCAGCUUGUUUUGGCAGAUCUCGAUGAGAGAGCUUUUGACGCACUGAAAGAAUUGAAUGAAGACGGCGCUCUCGCGGUCUUAGAACAGUUCGCAAAUAGCGAUCUAUCGCAUGUACAAAACAAGAGUGCCUUUCUUUGUGGAAUCAUGAAAACACAUCGUGAGAAAAAGCGUCAGGAGCAAAUGGGUCCUCAAGAUUUAUAUGCGGAAAUACAAGAACAGCAACCAGUACAGACUGGCGAAGGGGGGCCGAAUGAGGAGAAAAUUCGUGAACUGCUAGAAAGAACUGGCUAUAGUUUGGAUAUAACCAUGGGACAGAGAAAGUUUGGAGGUCCACCUCCCGGCUGGGAGGGCCCUCCUCCACCGACAGGAACUACGGGCUGCUGUCAAGUGUUUGUUGGCAAAGUACCUCGUGACAUGUUUGAAGAUGAACUCAUCCCACCUUUUGAGAAAUAUGGUCGGAUAUAUGAUUUUCGGCUGAUGAUGGAUCCUCAUACCGGCCAAAACAAGGGCUAUGCUUUCUGCACCUUCGCUGAUCGUGAAUCUGCCCAGAGUGCGUGCAAAGGAUUAGAUAACACUGAAAUCAGAAAGAACCGUCGUCUUGGUGUGUGUAUAUCAAUUGCCAACGAUAGAUUGUUCGUUGGUUCCAUUCCAAAAACCAAGACUAAACAGGACAUAUUGGAUGAAUUCCGUCAACACACAGACAACUUGAAGGAUGUGAUCGUGUAUAUAUCCGCUGAAGACAAAUACAAGAAUCGUGGUUUCGCUUUCCUUGAGUAUGACACCCACAAAGCUGCAGCCCUUGCCAGACGUCGACUGAUGAGUGGACGGGUAAAAGUUUGGGGACAUAUUGUUCCUUCUGUUGACUGGGCUGAUCCACUUGAGGAACCUGAUACAGAAACAAUGGCCAAGGUUCGUGUUGUUCAUGUUCGCAAUGUUUCUCCCAACACAAGCGAAGAAAGUCUGAAGAGUGCUUUUAGCGAACAUGGUGAAGUUGAAAGAGUCAAAAAGCUGAAGAGUUAUGCAUUUAUCAACUUCAAAGAACGAGAGUCUGCUGUGAAAGCUAUUGAAGAAAUGAAUGGUAAAACAAUAGACGGACUUGUUAUUGAAGUAUCCUUGGCUAAACCACCACAGAACAGAGAAAAACGUCAUGGACAGUCGGGCUUUGGUGCUUUAAAUGCUCCUGGGAGAGAUCAAGGUGGUGAUAUGGGUAGAGGUCGUGGUCGUGGGAUGGGUCGAGGAGGACCUAGAGGUCGUGGUCGUGGAGGUCCUAGAGGAGGUGGUUAUGGUGGUGGAUAUAAUGAAGGAUAUGGUGGUGGUUAUGGUGAUGGGUAUGGAGGAGGUUAUGGUGGUGGAUAUAACGAAGGAUAUGAUGAUGGAAGUGGAUAUGGUGGAGGAUAUGGUGGUGAUGGUUAUGGUGGUGGAUAUGAUGAUAGUUAUGGUGGUAGUUAUGGAGGUGGUUAUGGUGGAGGGUAUGAUGAUAGUUAUGGUGGUGGAUAUGAUGAUGGUUAUGGUGGUAGUGAUUAUAGUUCAGGAUAUGGAGGUGGUUAUGGUGGACGAGGUCGUGGUGGGUCUCAGAGAGGUCGAGGUGGACCAGGUACACCUAGGGGUGGUCCUCGUGGUCGUGGAGGACCAGGUACUCCUAGAGGUGGUCCUCCUGGACGAGGUGGAAGAGGAGGUCCAGGUGGUCCAGGCCGUGGUGGUCCUGGAGGACGUGGAAGCAGAGGUGGUCCAAGGGGAGGUCCGCGAGGUGCUGGUCCGCAACAAGCAAAGCGAAAAUUUGAAGGAGAUGGAGCUGGAACCGUUAGCUAUCCUGAACCAAAAAGACGUUUCAACCAAGCUGGUUCUCAACCAAUUGCUCAGCAGCCUCUGGAGCAGAAUAACCAAAGUUAUGGUGGUGGAUAUGACCAGAGCAACCAAUGGUACCAAGACUCAUCAUACCAACAAUGGAGCUAAACCUCCUUUCAUUAAUUUCAGAAUCUGAAUUUUCUUUUUUCGCUUAUAAAGUUUCUGAAUUUCUCCAAUCAGUUGAAUACAUAGAAGCGAUAAUUGACAUACCAUUUGGCUUGCUUUUUCUAAAGUCCAAGUCGUGCUGUAGAUGCUGUUUUUAACCUUAAACCAUUGUUUUAGUCUGGAAACAAAGCUUUCUAGUUUCUGCUGUAUAUAAAAGCACCUAAAGAAUAGAAACAUAAUUCCUCCAAGCACUGAGGAAGAACAAAAACAAAUUGAGAAUUUUCAUAGCUUUUACUCUUGUUUAGAAAUGUUUUAGUCUGAGUUUGUCAUAUGUAAAUAAUCAAAUUAUUUGUUUGUUUGGUGUUUCAAAAACUAAAGCCUCUGUCUGCUUUUCCUUUGAGCUUAAUUAUUGUUUAUCCAUUUUAUUAAAACUAAUAUAAUCCAGUGUGUUAUUCGAUUGAACAUUCCAUUGCGGUAUUUUAACAUAAAAAUAUUUAGGAGUGCAACUUCAGAUCAAUGCAAAACCAUACCAACCAACAAAAUCAUGUUGAAUGAAAAACUAUAAAACAAUUUGUUGCAAGGUCAAUCGGUUUUUAAGUAGGAACAAAUUAUAAAAUUGAAAAAAAACCACUUAAAAACUAUGAUGCAACUAUUGAGGUAAGUAUGAAUUAUUUGUGUUAUUCUGUUAAAUGUCAAUGGCAGUGGAACAGAAGGUAAUUUAAACCGAAUAGAGAACUCAUGAAGCAUGAAAUUUUGGAGAAAACAACUGCUUAUCAAAAACAUAAGCUUGUCAAUAUAGUAGGGUUGAAUAGGUCAUUUCUUUCCUUGUGAAGCUUUCGUUUGAAAUUGAAUUUCGGUUGAACACAUUUACCUCGCUUCCUUUUUCACAUUUUAUAAAGUGAAAUAAGUGAGUAUUUUUAUUUUCACUUUGAAGAGAAAGAAAGAGACAAAAUAUAAUCAAUUUAGGUUGAGAGUAAUACCGUUCUUUUGGCGGCGUCAAAUUUUAGAGAAAACGUUUGAUAUUAAUGGUGAAAAUAGAAGAAAAAAAAGUAUCCACGCAUAAUUAUUUUUCGCUUUCACACAAGUAAUUCCGAAUUUUGAUUCCUUUUCAAUAUAGGAAUGAAACGGUAAGUAUCAAUUCAUUAGUGGUGAAUAAUAUUUUUACCAGCAUACAGAAACGUGAAAAACACCAUUUUUUUUGUUUCAGUUUCCCGUCUGGCCCCUGACCACGGAAAAUAUUUCGAUCGGAAACGCCCAUGUAAGUACUAUGUCAAAUUUG
Molecule: messenger RNA, 3438 nt
Organism: Dendronephthya gigantea
Lineage: Eukaryota; Metazoa; Cnidaria; Anthozoa; Malacalcyonacea; Nephtheidae
Product: heterogeneous nuclear ribonucleoprotein R-like
Exons: 3
Coding region: 138-2162 (674 amino acids)
Cellular component (GO): ribonucleoprotein complex; nucleus
Molecular function (GO): mRNA binding
Source: RefSeq, a predicted model, not a curated record